AUGAGCUCCGACACCAGAGAUCAACUUAUUGCCUCUCGAGAUGCGCUUCUCGCCGAGUAUAAACAACGACUGCGGUCUGUUCAAACUAUUCGUUACUCAAAGCUCGUCGACAAAUGUGAUACCCUCCCGUUACUGGAUUACACCGAAAGACUCGAGUGUUUGCAAGAAUUCUACCCUCUGUUGAAGAUCCAUUCAUUAAAGAAACAUGGGUUCACAACUUCAGGCCAAUCCAACGUCUACGUCACCAAUGUCGAGCUUUCCAUCGAUAGUGACUUUUCAAUGUCUCUUCAAUAUUCGACUGAAAAUUCUAGGAUGCUCGAUCUCAAGAUAAUUCAACUUUCACACAGUCGCUUGGCCCUAGACCCUCUCAUUCAACAUUGCGAAAGAACCUACAAUUUGUCCUUUCUGUUUCUUGGAUGUUAUGAAUAUACUCGUCUUUGCAAGUCCAGAGCUGGCCUCUGGUCAAACUUGGCGAUUGCAUUCGGAUACUUGACGACAAAUACAACUUCCAAGAGCUGCUUUCAACUAAAGUCCCACAAGGCCAACCACACACUCAAAAUUCGUUAUAUCAUCGAGUUCGAUAAUCUUCCUUUCCCCAGUUCUGCGGUAAGCGUCGAUCUGGAAUCUAAUUCCGGAAGCACCCCACACGCAAAUGAAGUUUGUUCAGCUCUCAUAAGGGAAUACGGACUAGAACAUGGUCUUAUCGAGUUCGUCAAGGCAGUUAUGUCUUAG
This is a messenger RNA of Lachancea lanzarotensis, 732 nucleotides long. It is a transcript of the gene CTF19, whose product is annotated as LALA0S08e04236g1_1. The coding region runs from base 1 to 732 and encodes 243 amino acids. The record is from RefSeq and is a predicted model, not a curated record. NCBI's taxonomy places the organism in Eukaryota, Fungi, Ascomycota, Saccharomycetes, Saccharomycetales, Saccharomycetaceae. The transcript has a single exon.